GAAGUUGAGUUAGUUGAAAUCUCGAUACAUUCCCACAGUAAUGUGGUAUGAAACUUUCGAGUGUUUUCGUCAAUAUCCUUUGCACGUUUGUCGUUUCUAAAGUUGGUUUUCUCAAGGCAACUGUGCGUAGAGCCGUAGACUGUCAAAUUCAGAGUCAAGUCAACCCUCCUUUAUUUUUGUUCAAAUUUCAUGAAUUGUGAUAUCCAAUUCCACAUCUAUUGCGAACUUUUAAAUUUUUUCUGAAAAAUUGAGACCAUCGAGGACUGUGUCACUGGAAGUUGUGAAGAUCUGACGAAAAAAAAACAUUUACUAGCAACCAAGCACACGUGGUGCCUUCUUGGUUCUUGGAUCUUGGUACUUGCCUACUUGAGUAUUUGACUAUUAGACAGUCUAAUUUAGACUAGUCUUCUUGCCGUGUGCACGUGUGUAAGGCAUUGGAAUUGGCAACGUCGAACUUGGAAAAUCAUCGUACGAAAAGUCUCAAAAGUCAAAACCACUUCGUUCAUUUGCGUUUAAAAUUCGGGCUGUCUUUUCGUAACUUCCUACUCCAAAGUUCAUUUAAUUAUAUUUUGUUCUUCAAGCUUUUAAAUUGGAACGUCUCCCCAUACUUCGUCUUGUUGUUAAUCAUGGAAGAUGAGCUUACUGAAGAGCAAAUUGUCGCACGUCAAAGGGUGAAUAAGGUUCUACAAAAGUUUGACAAAGUCGCUUUCAGACUUUCAUAUUUCUUUUAUGAAGGAGGUGGAAAUAAAAGAAGAAACAUAGCACCACAACUUUUUUCUGCUCUCAAGAAAUGUGAGCAACAUUGCAAUUAUAAUGUCUUCUUUGCAAUCUGGAAAUUUUUGGAAAAACACCAACUAUGUAGCAAAGAAUUUGAUUGGAAAAUGAUUUUAAAUUUUUUAGAAAAGGAUCGAAUAGGAAACCUAUCCUUGCUAUCAGAAGCAAUGAAAGUGAUGUUUCCUUUUCAAUCCCAGUAUCGUGAUGAAGUAUAUCUGGUCAAUACAGUCUUUCUUUUAAAGAAAGAAAUGUUUGAAAAAGCACAAGAAGAAGCAUCCAAGUUUACUGGUAAACAAAUAUCAAACCCCACAGGUUUUGAAGUUACUAAGGCUGCCUCUUCAGAUUUACUUAUGGGCUACAAGACCAUGUUAGAUUAUCAAUUUGUUGAGCCUGAUGACGAAGAAGCACUUGCUGUAAUGAGGGAGUCCUUUGAUCAGCUUCUUUCUAAUGACACCUGUGUGCCUCUGUUUGUGGAAACUUAUGUCUGCGUUCUGAUGCGGUUGAAACUACAAGAAGAAGCUGAAAUGUUUCUUCGGAAAUAUGUGGAGAAAGAGUCCCAGGGAACCGUAGCAAUCACACCUGCACUUCAUGCUUUAAAUAUAAUGAAAUUGCACAUGCCAAAAGCUAGUCUAGGGAUAAUCAUCUCUAUUCUUGAACUGGUUGCUGAAAGAAACUCGGGAGAUGCGAAGGUUUUGGAGCUCUGCCAACAUUAUUUGCACGUUCAUAAUUCGGGCGUUAAUGGUCAGUCUGACACUGAAUCUGAUUUUGAUUUCGGAUCGGAUUAUGGUGCCAUUUCCUUGGCCCACAAACGUGAAGGUCUCAGCAAGUGUCUUGAGCUUAUUGUUUACUUUUUGGACGUGCACAUCUUUAACGUACCUUCGACCGUCAUCCGAGAAGGAUGGAGCAUUAUGGCUGACAUCGUGAGACGGAUUUGUAUGCAAGGGACGGACGAUUGCCUGCGUUCUGUGGUAGAUCUUUGGCAUAAUGAUAGGAAAAGGUGGUGGCCAUGCUUCCGUCUUCCACGUUCCGGGCUUCCUUUGAAUUUACCACAUGGUGACGCAGAAUUUCUCUCCAACAAAGGAUUUGUCUGCUACGUUUUGGAAUCCCAUCAUCAUCCGUUUGUCGCCACCCUAAGGGAACAUCCAGAGUGCAAAUUACUGAAAUCCCUCAUUAAACAGCUAAGCCAUCACAAAGUCAUGUUUGAUUCCAGAAUUGAACCAAUUCUCAGAGCUAAUGGACCGAUCGCACCCGUACCAUUAAUAUCGUCACCCGACGUGCCUCGUGUUCCUAGCAUCCAAACUCAAAUGGUUCCAUCCCUUCCUACAUUUGAAGCUAUUGACACUGAGCAAAAAGCGAAGGAGUUUACAAAUUUCAUCUUGACCUCAGUACCUCUCAAAGAAAGGGGGGAGUACAAAACGUUAGCCAGAGUUAUGAAAGAUACUGCCGGUAUUUUGGAGCUUCCAAUUGAUGAUCUGUUGGCUAAACGAUAUGAGAAGAGAAGGAGGAUGACUGUUCAAUCGAGAUUUCUCCGGAUGACUCGCUCGUCAAGAAGUGCCGCACUGUCAGCUGGUGGUUCGGUCUGUUCUUUGGAUUCUUUGGAUUCCCGAGAUUCUUUUUUGGAUUUGUCGGAAAAUGAAACGGAUGACUCGGAUGCGGCCAGCAACAGGUCUUCGCCCAUCGAAACUGAAGACGACGAUACUUUCAAUUUUCCUGAGUUAAAUCCGAAUCUUUUGGCAAAAAUUGAAGCCGCGAAACAACGUUGGAGAGUAUUUUUUGAUUCCGGUCGGUGGAACCCGUUAUCCGAAGACGAAAUUUCAGAUCGUGUCUAUGAAGAUUUCCCUUCAGAUGACGAUUACGCUCCGUCGUCCUGUUCCGACGAUUCGGAUUUCAGUAGCAUUGAAAACCAAGCAGAUGAGAGUGAAACAGAUGGCCGAUCGGAAACAUACUUUGACUCUUCCCUUUAUCUUGCAUCAGAAGGCUAUUCCGAUGCGCCGAGUUCUCCAGCUUCCUCGUUUUCGAGUGUGUCUACCCCUUUGUUGCAGUUUUCAGGUGCGCCAACCCAACCGAAGGAAGUUAUUCGGAACGAAGAUCGUUAUCCUCUCAUGGAACUCGACAGUUUCAGCGUUCGCAGCAAUAGCUCAACAGAUGACAUUGCCGAGAAUAUCAAUCGAGUUAUAAAAAAGCUCGAUGUUGACGUGUAUUGCGCCAAUACUGCCAUGAAGCCCAGCAGUAUGGAACAAGAAGAAGAGGAGUAUGUGGUCGAAGAAGAAAUUGAAAUCCCUCAAGAAGCAUUAGUCAAAAGAACUAGCCAGAAUUACAGCGCAACAACUGGUAUUCAGCUAAACAGCUACGCGUGUGUAUUGGAAGAAAACACCGACCGUCCAGAGCUGUCUUUCGGUUCUAAUCUAAACAGAAGCUUUUCUCGGGAUUUCGAGGCUUCAAGUCCUGACAUGUUCGCUUCGUGCAGUGAAGGCGAAGAAGAAAAAAUCGACUCAGCUGUUCAUAAACGAAAACCACCCAGUCCGCAUUUUUCAGCUCCACUGCCAAUAGCUGGUUCUACGCCUAAACUAGUACACAAGGCAAAGAGCACUAACGAUUCCAAUUCUUCGCAAUUGGAAAGACUACAGCCCAAAAAAAAAUUCUGACUAAAACCAGAGAAAAGUCUGUGUCGGAUAGCUCUUCGUCGAGAAAUGGUAAAAGGGAUACUACGCAAAGUAGUAACCGCAAAUCUUCCAUUUUAGGCGGGUGGAAGGUUUUGGAGGAAAGUGCGCAAGAAGAAUCGCGAACAUUACAAAAUGUUUUGCCUUCAACUUCUAGUUCGAAGCGUUUGCCUACGCCAGGACCCGUCACACAUAGCAAAGCGUCACGUACCCAUUCUGACAUUACAAAUCCAGAAGUUGAAGCAAUGCCAGAAACUGUUAAUACUGUUCGCAAAAAGAAACGACAAAUUGGUAAUGCCAAAAAAGUGGAUUCAGUUUCUGCUCUCCAGAAAAUAUCUGUGAGUGAGACAAACCAUGUUGCUGAUGUUGAAACUACGGAAGUGCUCUUACCUUCUGCAAAGGAGCCUUCUAAGCCAAAGCCGAAAAAAUCUCGUAUCGAAUCGACAGCGAGGAAAUGUCACACUCGAGUAAGAGAUCCCAAUUUUAUAUCGGAAUCUGACAACGAAUCACGCGUUUCAGCUUCAAAAACCCUACCGCGUAAGAAAGCACCAGUCAAAAGCAAGGUUGCUGAUACUGUUUCUCUCGAAGAAAAUACAACGGCAAAGUGUUCCUCUGAAAAUUUUCCUGCAAAGAAAACACAAUCUACCGGCAAAAAAGUCAAAAACAAAGAAAUCGACAAAAACCAUUUCUAACGGAAAAAAAGAGCUACCCACUUCAAAUGAAUUGAAUUCCUCAGAUUCUGUAUCUGCUGAUGCACUUGUCGAAAAAAUCCUUGCUGAAUCUAGAAGUUUUACUUCUAUGGCGACGCCUGGUACAGAAAAGCCAAAGGCGAAAGUAACUCGACGCAAAUUGUCUACGGAUUCACGCCCGUCAAAAAAAGCAAAAAUUUCCGAAGAGCCAAUAGAUGUCGCACUUUCCGUCGAAGAAAUUAUGUUGAAAUAUCUUGGCGAUGACAGCACGGAGGGUAAAACGAAAGAUGUAACCUCUACGAAACGUUCAAAAUCCAAAGCUGGGUCAAAGCCUCUUGGCGAGUCAUCCGCGAUGGACAAGAAAUCAUCGCCAAAGAAGAACAUCAAGGUAAACAAAUCGAAGGAAAACAGAAGCAAAACAAAAUCGUCGGAAAACGGCGACAUUGAUGUACCUAAUCCGGAAGCUACCAUGAAGACCUCAGCAACAGCGAAAAAGAAGAGUGCAAAGAAAAUGACUUCGGUUGCUCAGGAGUCAUUUUCGGAAGAAUUCGAUCCACUGAGUUUCGUAGAAGAACUCCUGCAUGAGAGCCAUGGUGCUUCCCGGAAUUCCAUGCCACCUACCUCACCGCCCGAAGGGAAACCUGUAAAGCGACAGAAAGCAUCAGUUCAAGAACCUAAAUCUGUAGCUAAACGGCCAUCUAAACAACGGAAAGCUCUUUCAUAGAUGCUAAACUACGUUCGUUAAAUAUUUUUAUUUAGAAGUAACUUAAGAAAAAAACAAGAAGCUAAAAAACUCUAUAAAACAAAAUGAUAAUUUCCCGAAAACAAUAUCUGCUGAAAAACGGAAUAUUUGCUCAAAUCUGUGGUAAUCCGAGUGGAAUUCUGUGGCUGACUUCAAAAGAAAAGUAAUAGCACGGAUGUUAAUCCUCCCCAUUUCUGCUAUCUCCAUGUAUGCCUUGUGGUGUUCAAGUACAAUACAGAAGAACGGUGUGCCAUAGCAUUGGCGAUAUGAAGAA
Molecule: messenger RNA, 5139 nt
Organism: Daphnia magna
Lineage: Eukaryota; Metazoa; Arthropoda; Branchiopoda; Diplostraca; Daphniidae
Exons: 13
Coding region: 627-3419 (930 amino acids)
Source: RefSeq, a predicted model, not a curated record